AGUGAAUAAAGUGGCAGCCAAGUAUCCAACAUGAUAAGAACCUGUCCAAGAUCUGCCCGGGCAAUGAUGACCAAGGGUAGUGGUACUGGCCGUUAUCGCCAAAAGUGGGGAGCAAAGGGUACCUAUAUGGCUUAUAUCUCGUGACGAAUGUACCAGAGCUAUUCUUUAAACUGAAUAAGUUGUAUCUUGUGAGAUUUUCCUGUCUGCUAAGGACGAUGGCAUCUAGACUUCGGCACAUUCUGAAGACUAAAGAGUCGGCGGGCAGCGAUGACGGAGAGACGGAUCGAAAGUCAUAUGGACCACUAUCAAACAAAGACUUAGAACCGACUCCACCGGAUGAGCGAAAUUGGUCGCCACUGUACUUCUUCGCCUUUCAAUUUAGUAUUGCUUUCUCUCCGACCACAUAUAACAUAGGAUCCUCGCUUUUUGCAAUUGGACUCAACUACUGGACAAUCAUCAUCAGCGCCUUCGUCGGCACAGCACUAUGCUGCGCCGUCCUGCUAUUCAACAGCAGAGGGCCCACAAUCUACCACAUCGGCUUCCCCGUCUACGUCCGCGCCAGCGCCGGCGUCUACGGCGCCAGAAUCGCCAUCUUCAUCCGCAUGAUCGUAGCCAUAUUCUACAUGGGCACACAAACCUAUUACGCCAGCCGUCUCCUAGCCGUUGCCCUGCGAGCCGUAUUCGGAGACUCCUGGGUCAACAUCCCAAACCACCUCCCAGCAUCAGCUGGGAUAACAAGCUCCAAUAUGCUGGCGUUUUUCCUGACCUGGCUAUUCCAGUUCCCGACCGCGUGGCUGCAUCCCAAGAACGCGGGGCCGCUGUUUGUUGUGAAAUCGAUAUUCUCCCCACUAUCCUACUUCGUGACGAUGAUUUGGGCGCUGGUGAAAUUUAAAGGCGUGGAGUUAGAGUUGGGAACGAAGACCCUGUCAGGUGGUGCGCUGGGUUGGGGAUUUAUGAAGAGUAUUAAUACUGUUGUGUCGGGUGUUAUCCCACCCAUGGUCAACAUCGCAGACCUAGCCCGUUACGGCAACCAGCCCCAAGACGUCGCUCCCCUCGUCGCAGGCCUCUUCAUCAGCAAGCCGCUGGUCAUCCUAAUCGGGCUAUUCACCACAGCAGCGGGAGCGAAACACUUCGGCGUGGCGAACUGGAAUCUCUGGGAUUUUUACUCCCUGGUUCUGGAUCAUUAUUGGGGACCUGGGACCCGGACUCUGGUUUUUCUCGGCGCGUAUAUUCAGGCUUUUGCGACGGUCUGUACGAAUAUUUCGAGUAAUGCUAUUCCGGUUGGUGCGGAUUUGAGUGGGUUGUUUCCGAAAUACUUCACCAUAGUUCGUGGACAGAUCCUUUGUAACCUGCUGAUCUGGGCCGUCGUCCCUUGGCUCCUCGUUAACUCAGCAGCGAAUUUCCUCACGUUUCUUGGCAGCUAUCUAUGCUUCAUCACACCCAUUGUCGCUUGCAUGAUUGUAGAUUAUUGGAUUGUCCGCCGUGGAAACUUGCAUAUUUUGUCUUUAUAUAGAGCGGAAUCCAGCUCGCCGUAUUACUACAAUCAUGGAUUCGACCCUCGUGCCCUUGUUGCUUGGAUAUCAGGGAUCGUGCUAGUGAUUUCUGGAAUCGCGGGAGCGAUCAAGCCGGGGACCAUUAGUCAGAUGGCUGUGAAUAUUUAUAAUUGCGGCUUCGUCCUCUCGUUUGCGGCUGGGGCAUCGGUAUACUACAUUGCGUGCAAGAUCUUCCCGCCGAGGAUAUACCCGGCUGGAGAGCACGAGAAUGAGACGAAGUCGUGGGAGCAUAUGCGUUUGACAGAGGGAUUCUUUCUUGAUGAUGAUAUCCUGCCAGAAUAUAUCAGGGAGAGGUUUAUUGUAAGUGAAGGUAGCUCGCCAACGCUGGUCGUGCAGGCUGGAGAGAAUGUGGUGGAGAAAGUCUGAAUGUCUAUAGAAGGGUGGCUUUGAUAGUGUUAAAGAAGAGCUUUUCGAGGCAGAAUAGAUUUCUGACGGUGACCCAUGAAAAGGAUCUCCAUAAUACAAGAUUGGCGCCCCCGAGACAUAAACGAGCUCUCCCGAGGAUGUGUUACAGAAAGUGACUUUUCUAGGGGCCGCACGCCUGUCAUUCUGCCAGUAGUUGGAAUUCUACUAGGCAGUACGUUACCACACUUUCGAGAGUGAUCAUGGGAUCAUAGACAGUGACGCAUUUUUUGGUGAAAAUAAGAGAGAAAUUGAAUCUUGGCUCUUGUGUUGACUUUCGAAGCGAAGAUUCUCAAGCGUUUCAUGCAUCUGAUAGGACACUCGUCCUGGAGUGUCAGACGACGUGUAAAGUUACCAGGAACCUUAUAGCUUUGAUACUUGCAAAGACGAU
Molecule: messenger RNA, 2346 nt
Organism: Mollisia scopiformis
Lineage: Eukaryota; Fungi; Ascomycota; Leotiomycetes; Helotiales; Mollisiaceae
Product: putative allantoin permease
Exons: 7
Coding region: 216-1919 (567 amino acids)
Biological process (GO): transmembrane transport; nucleobase transport
Cellular component (GO): plasma membrane
Molecular function (GO): nucleobase transmembrane transporter activity
Source: RefSeq, a predicted model, not a curated record